GCAAGAGCUACAGCUGGUCCACAGGGAGGACGGAGAGGGAGAGGGAGAGUGUGUAACUGGAAGGAGCUUGUCACUAACACAAGCAUUUACCACUUCCCAGGCACCCAAAGAGGAAGAGAAAAGGCUAGCAUCAGACCAACUGAAGCACAGGCAACACAAGGAGCAUAGAAGACUAGCUUGCAACUACCGGACAGAAAGCAGGGGAAAGAUACAGAAUAAAAGCCGCCGGUGACCAGAUACAGUAGAAAAGCUCUACCUUGGCUACUAUGACAGGCAAAAACUGAACCAUAUUUAUCUGACUUAUUUUCUCCAGCUCCUUUUCUUGAGAUGAAUAUGGCAAAAGGCCUUCAAGCCAGAUUCCCAUCUAAAGCCACGCUGUUUCUCUGAAGUUCUCAGAGUCUGAAUUUGGAGACCAUCAGAGUGAAAUGGUUGAGGAGAAACCACUGAAGGUCUCUUCUUGCAGCAAAAGAGAGGUUUUCUUCCCUUGUUGAGCAUCACGUACCUUGAAAAACAUGCCUGAACAAAGCAAUGAUUACAGGGUGGUGGUGUUUGGGGCAGGAGGAGUUGGCAAAAGUUCACUGGUCUUGAGGUUUGUCAAAGGCACUUUCAGAGACAGUUACAUCCCUACAAUUGAAGACACCUACAGGCAGGUGAUCAGCUGCGAUAAGAGCAUAUGCACUUUGCAGAUUACCGACACAACAGGGAGCCAUCAAUUUCCUGCCAUGCAGCGUCUGUCUAUUUCCAAAGGACAUGCUUUCAUUUUGGUCUAUUCUGUCACAAGCCGGCAGUCCCUGGAGGAACUCAAACCUAUUUAUGAACAGAUCUGUCAGAUUAAAGGGGAUAUAGACAGCAUUCCAAUCAUGCUGGUGGGGAACAAGAAUGAUGAGGACCACAACCGAGAAGUGCAGACCAGCGCUGGAGAAGCCAUGGCCAAGAAAUGGAAGUGUGCCUUUAUGGAGACCUCUGCCAAGAUGAACCACAAUGUGAAGGAGUUGUUCCAAGAGCUGCUGAACUUGGAGAAACGGAGGACUGUGAGUUUACAGAUUGACGGCAAGAAAAGCAAGCAACAGAAAAGGAAAGAGAAGCUGAAAGGCAAGUGUGUUGUCAUGUAAAACCAACAGCAUCAUGGAGCAAUCAUCUAGAUUCAUUCUUCUGACUGUAUCAGGUUACAGAUCUGUAGCCAAUGUGAGACUGUUUUAUUAAAACCUAUUUUGAAGGAAAUGUAGUAGAAUUAAAAAGUGGGGUAAAAAUACUACAGUCCUUUCAAAAAGUUGCCCUUUUAUAAGUUAGCCAUUAACACACAAAAAAGUUCCAAAGAGGCAAUGGUACCUAAUUUCAAGAUCAUAGAAAAUAACAAUCCAUAACUCCCACCAGCAUCAUUACCACCAUCUAAGGACUGGGAGUUAAUAAUUUUAAGAUGUAUGCUAAUGCUAUGUGUAGAUUCAUGAAAGAUGUAUUUAUCUAUAAAAUAUACAUCUGAAAGUAUAGCAGUGUUUAGAAUUGAAGUAAAGUAUUCUUCUUGGAUUGCAGGUCUCACACCCUGUUGUGUCUUCUAAUACUAACCUUCUGAUACUGAUACUGAUAAACAUUGUUUGAGCUAUGUGGGGUGUAUCUCACCUUUGUGAUCCAUUUAAGAUACCAGAGGAACUGCUGGCUGCAUUUACAGGCCUCAGUAUAUGCAGUUUCAAACAAGUUUUAUUCUCCUAAACAAAUAAUCAGAACACAUCCCCUUUCCAAGUAACUCAGUUCAGAUGUUGCUGAUUAGCAGUCCAGGAUAGCAUGAAAAUGCAUGGGGAUAGUGAAACACUUUUGUCCAAAGGGUGAAAUUUGCAGGACAAGUUUUUAUAACACUUAAUUUGCUAUAUAUCUCUUAUAUUUAUCUUAUAACACAGAACCAGACUAGUGAUGUUUUAUUACCCAAAGUCUUUAUAAUUUAUAUAUGGAUUUCAGCUGAAUUACUGUCAGGAAUGAUAAGACGAAAUUUUCCAAUCAGGUGGUCUAGGAGAAAGUGGAUGUUUCUUUGUCUUAAGCAGGGGUUCUCAACCUUGGGUUCUCAGAUAUUGCUGGACUAUAAUCAUUUCCCAACAAUAAUGACCAAAGAACACUGGGAAUUAUAGGAGUUGUGGUUCAACUAUAUCAGGGUGGGGACCUAAGGUUGAGAACCCCUGGUCUGAAAUGUUUGCUCAUCUGUUCCAGUUAAUGACUGGGCAACAACAUUUCCUCAAAGGAGCUUCCCAUACUGAUAAAAAAAGAGCCUGGCUGGAUCAGGCCUAAGGCCUAUCUAGUCCAGCACCCUGUUUCCUCCAGUGGCCCACCAGAUGCCUUGGGAAGUCACACAACCAAGAGAUGAAGGCAUGUUCUCUCUCCUGCUGCUGCUCUGCUGCAACUGGUAAUUGGAGGCAGCCUGCCUCUGAAAAAUGGAGGUAGUCUAUAACCAUCAAGAUUAGUAGUCACUGAUCUAUUUGUUCUCCAUGAAUAUGUCUAAGCCCUGUUUAAAGUCAUCCAACCUGGUGGCCUCAGUUAAUCCUAAAUUGUACAAUCUGUUCAAGGAGCGACCCCUGGGGGGGAAAGGACACAGUGUACCAAACCAACCUGUUCAUGUGUGGAUUGUGACCCCAGGAUACAAGCUCGAAUUGCCCAUAUCUCAUUUGCAGACAGGUGUAGGUUCAGGGCAGGCAGCGUAUGGACAGAAUAUGGGUAAUACAGAUAGCCCUGUGGCCAGCGUUCAUUUUUAGGUGGCAAUCACAUUUCUAGGUGGGUCUUGCUUUUUUGUUUUUGUUUUUGUGAGGAAGAUAUAAAAGGCAGAGAACUCCCCGCUCCCCCAUUUUUAAUACAUUGUUCCCCUUCUUAAAACAAGUUGCCAUUAUUUACAUGGAGGCUGUCACCAUCAUAUCACAAAUUAAAAAGCCUUUUUAAAAAAAGUCCUAAUUGAGGUGAAGCAGUGCUCUAGGAGAGACAGUGAACUUGUUGACCCACCCUGGACUCAGGGCUGCACAGGUCUUUGAUACAGUGGAUGAAACUUCUGCGCAGAAGUACGUUUGCACUCCAGGGCAUGAAUCAAAACAGAAACAUAACCAUUAAAUAUUACUUUGUGAUGAAAAUAGAUCCAGUUAUAGGUUUUCAUGGGCAAAGCUUCUGUAAUCUGGUCUCUGGGAGUAUCACCAUGCAGACUUUUAAAUACAGAUCACAGCAUCUACAGGGAAGUCUGUAUGACAACAGGAAGUAAUCAAGAUGGGGGCAGGGUGUCAUUUUUUUAAAAAAUGGUAUGAAUAUUGCAUAGGCUUUACUUUGCACCAGAAUGGGCUAUGUUGAAAUAGAGCAUAUUAACAUUUUGACAAGUGUGUAUUUCAAAAGCUGGGAAAUGCAGUUAAGUGUUUUUAAAAAUAGCAUGCAUGUUACAUUUUAAAUGUCACUGAAUAGCUGUUUAAAUGCAUCAUUCACUUUUGAAUAUCCACUGCUCGUGAAGACUUUAAUGCUGUACAUCCUUUAAUCUCAGCAGCCCUUUACACAAAUAUAGAGCAUUACAGAGAAACAAGGACCAGCAGCAGAAGGCCACAGGGCAUUUCUGUUUAUCUUGUGUUCUUGAAGUGGAAGUGGAACCUUCUUCCAUUUUUUUGGAUUGUGAAGAUAAACAGGACACACAUCAUCUACCAACUUUGCAGACAUUCUAAGGAAUCUAUCUAUAACAUGUCUAUAUUGCCAAAUCAUAAAGUCUCAUGGCAGUUUACAAAAAAAUCUAAUGAAGUUGAACCUGCCAUUAUGAUGUCGCUUCCACCUUCUACGUUCAUUUUACCCAAGCGAACGUCUUGCAUUCACUGGAACAAAGGAGCAGGCAUUCAUCCUACCUGAAUGCAUUCAUUCUAGCCCUUCAUUCAAAAGGGCAAGAGAUACAUUCUAAAAUGUGGUGGAAAUUGAUCUGACACACAAUGUUCCGUACACAUAAAAUCUGUGUACAGUGUGCGCACGUACAGACCUGUACAUAGUACAUGCAGUUAUUUACACAUUAUGUUCAAUGUGCAUACAUCAGUACAUACUGAGAGUGUCUGUACCCAGGUUCACUUUCAUGAACACAGGUACCAUAAUUUAAACAAAAACACAUACUAGCGUACAGACACCUGAUGCACAUACAAUAUAAUGAACGAACAGGACUCAAAACAUUUGUUUUCAGGACAGAGAAUGUGUGUCGAGAUCACUUCCACCACACGUUGAUCUGUCCUCACCCCAAGAAUGCUUCCAUCAUGAAAGUAAGACUAUUUUUAAUUUUAUCUGAUUUCACUGCACUGGGAUUUCUUUCACAAGCAGGUAUUUUAAAACCUUUUCUACACCAAUGUUGAGUAUCUCUCAGAAAAUCCAACUUGCAUUUAGCAGGGAAAUAAUUCAUUAUGUAAUCCCAUAAUUGGUUUGUUCUUUUUGCAAGCCAGUGUUUAAGUGAAGUAUUUCAACUAAUGCAUUUGGAACACCAUUAAGAAAGUAGGAAACCAAAAGAAAGAAAGAAAUUCCAUUUGUAAUAUAGUGUAGCAAUCUGUCAUUAAAAUAACUGGCUAGGCACAGCAUAUGCUUAUGUGCAGUGAAUUGGGAGCUUGAACAGGACCCUCAGGGCCAGCAUGUGAAAGAUGCCAGAAGACAUGUGGCUUUCUUUUCAGCACUUUCCUGAGGCCCCGAGCAUUUCAGUCAGUGCUUCAGCCCUCUACACAUUCUACUGACUUCUCACUGGCCUGUUUGCCAUGGCUGUAGAGGCUAAUUGGACUAACUGCAACGCACCUCUGGGGCCUCUCUUGGAAACAUCCACUUUCUGCAUCCCACAUCAUACUUGUGCACAGAAGCUUCUUCUGAGAACCAGACAGCUGGACAGGAGUGCUGCCUUUACAGUCCUGUAGCUUUCCAUAACUUAGAGGAAUCCCACAGAAUAUCUUUGUCCUAGAAGAGCCAUGUACUUGCAAAUGCAUAGAAUCCCUGAAGAGGAAGCCAGUACAAAUCCUUCUUAACUUCACUGCGGCCUAUAUUAUAUAAUGUGAAGAGAGGUUUGUCUAAUCCUUACAUGCUGUCAAUGAUUGCAGUCCUAAUCCAUUUGUACCAGUGAAAUCUAAGGAAUGAAAUGGAAGAAUCUAACCAGUCUAAUUAAAAACAGUUUCAGAUAAUUUUGCAACUUAGGCUCGGUCAAAUAAGUCACAUUUAGAAGCUAUCUGUUAAAUGUAAGGACAAUAGUCUUUUUGUUCCCCUUUGAUCCCACUCUUGUGAGAAUAAAAUAAGCCAUGAUUCUGUUUCAUGGCCUUGCAUUUAUCAGUGCAGGGCUAGCACAGAAGCAAUAGUUAUUCCUGGACCAGUAAUGCUAAGGAGGAUAUAUUUUAUAUGAUACACUACUGUUGUCCUUCCUUGUAAUUUAUAAUAGAUUUUACAUAUCUGUUUAUCAAAAAUAUUUGUUUUGCUAUAACUGGUACAAGGAUAUUUUGAUAGACAAAGAACACUCUUAGGGGGGAAACUAAGUUAUACAGCUUUAUUAUAUUUUGUGGUUUAUUUCCAAGUGUAAUGCCAAUAGACAUACAAUGUUUGAAAAUGUACACUAAUAAGAUGACAUGUUUAAAACUUUCAAGAAAUUUCAGCAUCAUGAAAAUGUAACAUGGACAAGUAUGCUGUCCACAAAGCAUGAAUUUUAUGUGUGUGUGGAACAUGUUAAGAUAUAUAGUUAUCAUUCAGAUGUAUUUAUUGUUGCAAUUUCAUUAUCUAAUAUUUUAUUCAACAGCAGAUACAUGUAAUUUAUGCUGACACGUUUCUAUGUUUCCUGUGAUAUUCUGUAUAUAAAAUAUACAAAAUAAACAUUUUAAAUUACAAAUG
Molecule: messenger RNA, 5832 nt
Organism: Hemicordylus capensis (graceful crag lizard)
Lineage: Eukaryota; Metazoa; Chordata; Lepidosauria; Squamata; Cordylidae
Gene: DIRAS2
Product: DIRAS family GTPase 2
Exons: 3
Coding region: 513-1112 (199 amino acids)
Biological process (GO): signal transduction
Cellular component (GO): plasma membrane
Molecular function (GO): GDP binding; GTP binding; GTPase activity
Source: RefSeq, a predicted model, not a curated record